Messenger RNA from Gongylonema pulchrum, 924 nucleotides. Lineage: Eukaryota; Metazoa; Nematoda; Chromadorea; Rhabditida; Gongylonematidae. The record is from the annotation of a GenBank genome assembly.
UCGAUCGCCCUAUCCAGGCUUUACGAAGUCGGCAACAAAUUCAUGAAUAAGUUAAAAUUGGGUCGUGCGUCCAGUAGCAAAGCUACUGACGAGGCUCCGAGUCUUUCCGGAAUUGAAAGGGCACCUACCACUUUUGCCACAGCACUGCCGCUUUUGAUGCCCGCGUCAGCGUCAUUCCAACAACAAUCUCCAUUCAUCCAGACAACCCCAGUGUCCGAUCAUUCUGUUUUUGUGCUUGACGAGCCGUCAUCACCGGUGCUACCACCGAAAAAGCCGACCACCUCCAGCUAUCGCUUUUCGUUUCGUGACACUGAACAUAACAAUCCUGAGGAGAAAUGUGCUUAUUUGUUUCGUGGAGAUUCGCUGUAUAACAAACCGCAAAAUUCUGGUGCUAAUGAUAAAGUAGAGCGUGUUCAUGUUUACGAUCCGUUCUGCCCUAUUCAUGGUUCUAGACGACGGCUGAACAGCAAAAAGCCAAAAAUUCGUGAUGUUGACUAUCAUUUGACAAGCAUCGAAUCAGUUGACGAUACCGAACCGUCAGGUGUUAUUUUGCUGAGUCAAGCAUUUGCUGCGAAACUGAUCCGUAAAAGACGGCGCGCCUUGCUGUCUGGCCCCGAGAAGUAUCGCAGCGACAAGGCGAAACGGAAGAUUCGUGUGAAUUUGUGGAUCGUUAGUAUGACAUUCCUUUUUCUUUUCACCGCUAUCCAUGGCUUACAGAAUUUGCAAACUUCAAUUAAUGGCCAUCUUGGAACAGACAGCCUUUCGAUUUUCUAUGCCAGUCUGUCAAUAUCGUACCUAUUCGUGCCGUCAUUUGUGCUGAAUCGGCUUGGCUGCAAGCGCACUUUGAUCGCAUCAUCCGGGAUAUUCAUGAUCUAUAUGUUAUCGAAUUUUUUACCGAAGUCAGUUUUUCGGGGCUCGUCGUAA